UCUGAANACGCAGCCUCGUCCAGCCCCCGCAUCACCCAAAUCCUGGCUGGCUUGUUUCUAGAGCCAUGGCGACAGAGGAGAAGAAGCCUGAUGCGGAAUCCACCAAAACACAGUCGACUCCGUCCUCGUCCACCAACCAGAGCAAGCCUGCACCCGUAAAGCCAAACUAUGCCCUGAAGUUCACCCUAGCCGGACACACGAAAGCUGUCUCAUCGGUAAAGUUCAGCCCCAACGGGGAGUGGCUGGUUAGUUCUUCGGCCGACAAGCUGAUUAAAAUUUGGGGUGCGUAUGAUGGCAAAUUUGAAAAAACCAUCUCUGGCCACAAAUUGGGAAUCUCCGAUGUGGCUUGGUCCUCUGACUCGAACCUUCUUGUCUCUGCCUCAGAUGACAAAACACUCAAAAUUUGGGACGUGAGCUCGGGGAAAUGCUUAAAGACCUUGAAGGGCCACAGCAACUACGUCUUCUGCUGCAAUUUCAACCCCCAGUCGAAUCUCAUUGUCUCUGGAUCGUUUGAUGAAAGUGUGAGAAUAUGGGAUGUGAAAACGGGGAAAUGCCUGAAAACGUUGCCGGCUCAUUCUGACCCUGUUUCAGCUGUACACUUCAAUCGCGAUGGUUCUCUGAUUGUGUCCAGCAGCUAUGAUGGCCUCUGUCGGAUCUGGGACACAGCAUCAGGACAGUGCCUGAAAACGCUGAUUGAUGAUGACAACCCACCUGUGUCUUUUGUAAAGUUCUCUCCAAACGGCAAAUACAUUCUUGCAGCAACUUUGGAUAACACUCUGAAGCUUUGGGACUACAGCAAAGGAAAGUGCCUAAAGACGUACACUGGCCACAAGAACGAGAAGUACUGCAUCUUCGCCAACUUCUCGGUCACUGGUGGGAAGUGGAUCGUAUCUGGUUCAGAGGACAACCUGGUUUAUAUCUGGAACCUCCAGACGAAAGAGAUUGUGCAGAAGCUGCAGGGCCACACAGAUGUUGUGAUCUCCACAGCUUGCCACCCGACAGAGAACAUCAUUGCCUCGGCAGCCCUAGAAAACGACAAAACAAUUAAACUUUGGAAGAGCGACUGUUGAAA
Messenger RNA from Pogona vitticeps (central bearded dragon), 1072 nucleotides. Lineage: Eukaryota; Metazoa; Chordata; Lepidosauria; Squamata; Agamidae. The record is from RefSeq and is a predicted model, not a curated record.